Messenger RNA from Daphnia carinata, 3044 nucleotides. RefSeq lists its product as uncharacterized. Gene Ontology annotation, molecular function: ATP binding; RNA endonuclease activity; protein serine/threonine kinase activity. The transcript is spliced from 7 exons. Bases 75 to 2882 code for a protein of 935 amino acids. The record is from RefSeq and is a predicted model, not a curated record. Gene Ontology annotation, biological process: intrinsic apoptotic signaling pathway in response to endoplasmic reticulum stress; IRE1-mediated unfolded protein response; protein phosphorylation. Gene Ontology annotation, cellular component: IRE1-TRAF2-ASK1 complex. Lineage: Eukaryota; Metazoa; Arthropoda; Branchiopoda; Diplostraca; Daphniidae.
ACAACGUACAGUCAUUCGAAAACUGCGCAUUGCGUAACUAUUGAGUUAUCCUGUAUUUAGUGAGAAUCGAAAAUAUGGAGGAUGGUGGAAAAGGAAAAUAUGAGGAUGGUCCAGGUCAAGUGUUUGAAGGAAAGUUUGAGGUUCGCGAUGUUGAAAAAAAAAGAGUUCGUGUACAUCGUAUCCUCAGCAGCCAAGAAAGAGCUUUGCUAAAUUUAGAUCAUCCAAACAUCGUCAAACUUCUUUACUGUAAAAGUGACGAUAAGUAUAGGUACUAUGAAAUGAGCCGGCAUUUGGCCACUUUAGAUCAGCUGUUCUUGAAGUCGGAUGAUGGCAGAAAAUACAAGGGACGUAUGCCACAUCAUAUCGAUGGUUUGCUACAAUUAGCUAAUGGUCUGGAAUACAUCCAUUCAAAGAAUUUAGUUCAUGGAGACAUCCAACCAGAAAAUGUCCUGAUUGCGGAGGGGUCUGCUGGCCAAGAUGAGAUAACCCUCAAAUGGACAAAUUUUGGGCUGAACGGAAGUGUCAGUGAAGCAAACCAAACCAGUCCUAUCAGAAGAAAUAAGGCAUGGUUAGCCCCCGAGUUGCUUCAAUUGUCAAGAAAUAUGGAAAAUGUAGAGGAAACAAGUUAUCAAGAUGGCGUCAAGAGCGACGUUUUUGCACUGGGACUUGUUUUCGGUAGUCUAUUCUUGAAUGGCGAACAUCUCUACGGUUCCACCGAAAAUGAAAUUGCCGACAACAUAGUUAAAGGAGAUCCCAUCAACAUGCAAAAAAUGGAUAGCAAAUUACGCGGCUGUUACGAGAAUGACUUAUUGAAAAGAACGUUGAAAAACGACCCCAAUGAAAGAGUAUCAUCGAAAGAAGUAGUUGUUCAAUUACAAUCGAUCAAGGAUAAGCUCACUGGAAAAGAAAAAGAAUUGCUUGAAUUGUGUGGGCGUGAUUCGCGAGAGGAUCUAACAGGAAAAAUCAAAGAAUUAAUUCAGUUGGGAAUUAACGUUAACGCAAAGGACAAAGACGGAAGGAAUGCGCUUCACCUUUUGUGUCGGUACUAUUCAAACCCAAAAUUAAUCGACGACAUUCAACUCUUAAUAGGAAACGGAAUCGACGUGAAUGCAAGAGACAAAGAUGGAAUGGAUGCCAUGCAUUAUUUGUGUCAAUACCAUUCAAGCAAAAACUUAAUUGACGCAAUUCAAGUUUUAAUUCAUUCCGGAAUAGACGCAAAGGCAAUAACCAACGAUGGAUCGAAUGCGCUCCAUUAUUUAUGUCGAGACAAUUCAACCCCAAAUUUAGUCGACGCAGUUGGUAUUUUGAAUAAAUUAGGAGUGGAUAUGAUGCUGCCGGACAACGCUGGAUGGCACGCAUAUUAUUAUUCGCUUAAUAAAGUUAACAAAGAGAUGAAAAUCUGGUUUGACCGCCAAAAACGAAUAGGGAAAGGUGGCUUUGGUACGGUAUUUAAAGGAAAGUUCGGAGGUCGUGAAGUGGCAGUCAAAAGAGUUGAAAUAGAUCGUGCCGAGAAGAGAGAAGAAGAAGCAAUGCUAAAGUUAGAUCAUCCAAACAUCGUAAAACUUUUUCACUGCGAAAAAGACAAUGACUUUAUGUACUACGCGUUGGAAUUAUGUGUCGCUUCGUUAGAUCAACUUUUCCUGAAAUCGGAUGAUCCCAAAAAAUACAACGAACGUAUGCCACCUCCUAUCGAAAUAUUCCGGCAAUUAGCUACAGGCUUGGCAUACAUCCAUUCCAUGAACUUAAUUCAUCGAGACAUUAAACCAGAAAACAUCCUCAUUUUGCGAAAGUCUGGAAAAAUUGAAGAGAUAAUAAUCAAAUGGUCUGAUUUUGGACUGGCCAAAUCCGUAAACGAAAAGGGAUAUCACUCGUGGUCUGGCGUGAAAGGAACGAGAACUUGGUACGCACCCGAAGUGCUGAAAAAACUCAUCAACGAUGAAAAGUCGGAAAACGAGGAGUUUUGGGGCACCGUCAAGAGCGAUGUGUUUGUCCUCGGCCUCGUCUUCGGAUGUCUUUUCUUGGAGGGAGAACAUUUAUUCGGUACAAAUGAAAAAAAAAUUCACCAGAACAUAAUUAGAAAUGAUCCGGUGAAAAUGAAGAAUAUUGAUGGCGAAUUGCGCAAAUAUUAUGAGAAUCACUUACUAACGAAAACGUUGGAAUACGAUCCGGAGAAAAGAAUCAAUUCGACAGAAAUCGUCCAACAACUGGAAUAUAUUAAGAAUAAACUGACUGAAAAAGAAAAAGAAUUUCACCAGCUUUGUGCUACUGACUCUUCGCCUGAUCUAGUUGGAAGAAUCAACGACUUUAUUCGCCUGGGAAUUAAUGUAAAUUCAACGAACAGUCUUAAAAGGAAUGCGCUCCAUAAUUUGUGUGAAUCAAAUUCAAGCCCAAAUUUAAUUGGCGCCAUUCAACUCUUAAUCCAACUGGGAAUUGAUGUGAAUGCAAAGGACUUAUAUGAAACGAAUGCGCUCCAUUAUUUGUGUAGAUCAAAUUCAAGCUCAAAUUUAAUUGGCGCCAUUCAACUCUUAAUCCAACUGGGAAUUGAUGUGAAUGCAAAGGACUAUUAUGAAACGAAUGCGCUCCAUCAUUUGUGUGAAUCAAAUUCAAGCCCAAAUUUAAUUGAAGCCAUUCAACUCUUAAUCCAACUGGGAAUUGAUGUGAAUGCAAAGGGCGAUUAUGGAAUGAAAGCGCUCCAUUAUUUGUGUAAAUCAAAAUCAAGCCCAAAUUUAAUUGACGCCAUUCAACUUUUAAUCCAACUGGGAAUUGAUGUGAAUGCAAAGGACAAUGAUGGAAGGAAUGCUCAAAGUUAUUUACGCGAUAAUGAUAAGAUUAGCAACAAGGACGAAAUCCUAAAACUGCUCGACGCAGCAGUUGUUGUUUGAAUCACAACUCGUCUCUAGGCGAUACAAUGCACUUCGACGGCGGAGAAUGAAAAUAUAGCGCCUUUCGCAUACUCUGAAUUCUUUUGCCACUUACCCCUUGAAAACUCAAAUAUCCCGCUUUCUUGGGUGUAUUGCUCAGGCCGACGGACUUUCAAAAGUAAA